This is a messenger RNA of Lachancea mirantina, 297 nucleotides long. The record is from the annotation of a GenBank genome assembly. Lineage: Eukaryota; Fungi; Ascomycota; Saccharomycetes; Saccharomycetales; Saccharomycetaceae.
AUGCUGGCCCAGACUUUGAAGACCACUAGAUUCACUGCCAAAUCCGCUCAAAACGCUCUGUCGCUUGCGUCUCGCUCCUUUACGAGCAACCCAGUAGCGUUUAUGCCCAAAAAAGACGACGACGUGACCCAGCAGCAGUUGGACGAGAACAAAGCCAAGUUGGAAGAACUCGAAAAGGGCAAUUCCAAGCACGGCACCUUCCAGGGCGAACUCAAACGACCUUCAGACGCAGAACUCAAAAAAAGGGGUGAGGAUGCGCAGGUCGAACAACAGAGACCCGACGACGGCGUUUACUAG